Daphnia pulex (common water flea) is the source of this 1370-nucleotide messenger RNA. RefSeq lists its product as uncharacterized. The record is from RefSeq and is a predicted model, not a curated record. NCBI's taxonomy places the organism in Eukaryota, Metazoa, Arthropoda, Branchiopoda, Diplostraca, Daphniidae. The coding region runs from base 430 to 1017 and encodes 195 amino acids. The transcript has 5 exons. Gene Ontology annotation, biological process: regulation of synaptic transmission, cholinergic; positive regulation of voltage-gated potassium channel activity; sleep.
CGCCGUGCCUUCAGUCGAACGAUCGGCGCUCGCUGGUACGGUUGAUACUCUGCUGCGUUCUUGUCCCCAAACACAGUAUUAUUUACAAAAGGAAACAAGGCCGCCGUUCUGUCCUACACACACACACACAUAGUCCUGUGCUUCGUUAUCUAUCGUUUUCAUCCAGCGUGAGUGUCUAUUUUCACAAGUGCUUCCGCCGGUUGGUGAUCGCUCAGAGUGGAAAAUCGGAUCAAAAUUAGUAGUAUUGGACGAGAGAUACAAUCCAAUCAGCCAUCAUCACAAUUUUUGCGGUGGGUGAAACCAAAAGAAAGAAAGAAAAGAUCGCUGCGAGGAACUGCAGCUGCUGGAGAGGGAAGAAAACAACCAGAAGGUUUUAUUUUUAUUUUCGUCCAAACUGCUGCAUCAAAUUUCAUUCCCGAGUUUGACGUCAUGAAUUUACCACAUCACCAUCCGCCGCCGCCGUCGCACUCGUCGUCGGUUACCUCAUACCAAACUUUCCGACUGUUGACGACCCUCUUCUUGGUGCUGGUCGUCUCGCAGUUUUUCCUGUCGACAGCAGUGAGCGCUAUCGAUUGCUUCAAGUGCGUGUCGGUGAACGGCGAGAAUCCGGCCUGCGAAGAUCCGUUCCACAAUAACUUCACCAGUGAUCUGCUCGAGUCGCCCUGUUUGGGCGGACGUAAAGGACGCAACGGCCUCUUUCCGGCCACGGCUUGUCUGAAGCUCGCCGGUCGUUACGCCGACGGUAAUUACGAGAAGAUGGUGAUUCGUACCUGCGCCCUGGACUCUGGUACACUGACACUUGACACGGAAUUGGUCCGAAUGUCCCAUUGUGGCAGUUUCGUUCUGGAUGGAAGGUACGUUAAUGGCUGCCUUCAAAGCUGCGACGACGGCGACGGAUGCAACAGUGCGCCAUCAGAUCGACCCGGCUGGCUGCGGAUAGUUACGGCGGCCGCAUCGGUCAUCACGAUAUCCCUCAUUUGGGCUAACGUGAUGCCCAGCUAUCACGUUUUCCGAUAAUCCAUCGAAGAAGAAAAAAAAAUAUGAAAAAAAAAAGAAUUUUUAAAAAUGCCGCCGAAUAUUUAUUUACUGCUAAUUUGUUUCUGAAAUUAUAUUCUUCAAGAUAAUAUUCCGCUCGCGUGUAAUUCUCUCGACGUUUUGAUCAUUUUUUUUUUCAGUUAAUUCUAUCCUCUUUUGAUCAAUUUCCGCUUCGUCUUCUUUUUCUUUGCUCUACCUAUUACCAGUCCAAUUUGAUUGGAUUUUGACUUUUCUCUGCUCUGCUCCCGAUUCCUGAUUCUUUGGCGAAACUUAUUAAUUUCUCUCUUCCUCUUGUCAGAUGAAAAUAGUAUAAAUAUAUAUACAUGCCGACGGUA